GUGUCUUCCAGACGCACAGAGUUUCCAAGGCAGUGGGGAGUUAAGGGAGCCGACCUCAGCCACCUUCAGCUUCCUGCAGAAAAUGGCCAAAGGGAGACGCUUCAACCCAGCUUCAGACAAGGAUGGAAGCUGGUUCCCUCAGAUUGGACUAACAGAAAAGACACCAGAAUCCAGCACAAGUGCUAUGUUAAAAGAGCCCCACCGCCCACAUUUGUCUCGGCAAGUGGAGGGGAAGCUACCACCGAUCUACAAAGUCCGGGAGAAGCAAGCUGUAAGUGACAACUUCCCCUUCUCUGUGCACGACAAUCGGCACAGCUUUCAGAGCUCUGGAUGCUACCUGGACUCUGGCCUGGGACGUAGGAAGAUCUCCCCAGAGAAAAGGCAACAUGUUUCAAGAAAUUUCAAUCUCUGGGCGUGUGACUAUGUUCCAUCUUGUUUUGAUGGCUUUUCAAAUAACCAAAUAUCGUAUGUCUAUCAAGAAGUUGUGGUGGUCCCAGUUUUCAGACGCUUCCCAAGACAUUAUAAUGAGAUAUGGAAGUCUUUUAAAUUUGUUCCUCAGAGAAGCUAUACAGAGUUUUUGAAAAAGACUCCAAAAGUAAGGUUUGCUAUUGACAAGAAGGUUGGUUCUUCACUGGAGCCCUAAUCCAUCCAGAAGGUUAUUGAGUUUUGUAAUAUUAGUAUUGCACUGAACAUUCUAAAAGUAUGUGUUUUCUGGUUCAGCCAUACUAGUUGACAUAGGAUUUGUUUAAAUUAGAGAUUAGAGACUGUACAUGCCUUAAUGCUGAGGUGAAAUAUUCUUGCUUUGUUAACACAGAGAUUAAAGUCUUUAUAUUGAGAAACUAGAAAAGCUACACAUUAUGUUACCACUCCCCACUUUAAAAUAUUUCUGUUUUUUAAUAAGGUUGAAAAACAUUCAAGUCCUUAUAAAAUAAAGAUCUGUGAAGAUAUACACACUUUAAAUGAAAGUGCUUUAAACGAAA
Zalophus californianus (California sea lion) is the source of this 980-nucleotide messenger RNA. It is a transcript of the gene TEX36, whose product is annotated as testis expressed 36. NCBI's taxonomy places the organism in Eukaryota, Metazoa, Chordata, Mammalia, Carnivora, Otariidae. The transcript has 4 exons. The record is from RefSeq and is a predicted model, not a curated record. Bases 83 to 643 code for a protein of 186 amino acids.